Molecule: messenger RNA, 2623 nt
Organism: Artibeus jamaicensis (Jamaican fruit-eating bat)
Lineage: Eukaryota; Metazoa; Chordata; Mammalia; Chiroptera; Phyllostomidae
Gene: MYC
Product: MYC proto-oncogene, bHLH transcription factor
Exons: 3
Coding region: 808-2127 (439 amino acids)
Biological process (GO): positive regulation of cell population proliferation; regulation of transcription by RNA polymerase II
Molecular function (GO): RNA polymerase II cis-regulatory region sequence-specific DNA binding; DNA-binding transcription factor activity, RNA polymerase II-specific; protein dimerization activity
Source: RefSeq, a predicted model, not a curated record
AUUUGACUUCUAAAAAGAAGAGUAUAAUUAAAGACCUUGGUGUACCAAGGUGUUAGGACUUGGUAUUGCAGAGAGGCAGGGAAGGCUGGAGCAGGGAUGUGUCCGAGCCUCCUGGAUUCUUUGAUUUAGAAAGACGAGGGCAAAUCUCCGCGCCCAGCCUUGCUUGGCUCCCCCGCCGCCUCGGUGCCCCCGCGCCCCUUAGAUGUGGAGGGACCGCCAAGAGCCGGGCUCCGGGCUUUUUCAGAACAGCUGCUAUCCUAUGCGGGUGAAAGGAAGGGCGCCCCCGCUCCGGGCGCGGAAUCGCAGCUGGGGCUCUGGCGCAGUUGCGUAGCCGUAUUGGGUGUUGAAGGGAGGUGCCCCUAUUAUUCUCCAAUACCCCCCCUUUUAUUUGGGGAGGGGGUGUUAAGGGCCGCGGCUGAACUGGCCGCCCCAGCCGGCGAAGGAAAAAGAAUUGAAGCAGGCAAAGAAGAGAGGGGGCGCCGUAAGGGUGGGGAUGGAGAAGGAGGCUGGGAGGGGCGGUGGCGCCCGCGGGGAAAGGAGCGCGGCGAGGGUGCGAGCGAGAACGGGCGCAGCCGCUCCCGCGGCAGCGCCUCUCUCCUUCUCCUUCAGGUGGCGCAAAACUUUUCGGGGUUGGCAGAUUGUAUUCCCCACCGCCGCCUCUCCCGGCCUCUUCCCGAGGCCAGAGCCUAUUUCGAUUGCUCUGCGGCUGGGGCUGCGGCGCCGAGUCCUAGGCUUUGCGCUCUGGGCUCCUGGGGGACCGAAGUCCCGCUGGCGCUCCGCAGCUGACUCAGCCAACAGGCUGCCGCGAUGCCCCUCAACGUCAGCUUCGCCAACAGGAACUAUGACCUCGACUACGACUCAAUGCAGCCCUAUUUCUUCUGCGACGAGGAAGAGAACUUCUACCACCAACAACAGCAGAGUGAGCUGCAGCCUCCAGCGCCCAGCGAGGAUAUCUGGAAGAAAUUCGAGCUGCUGCCUACCCCACCCCUAUCGCCCAGCCGCCGCUCCGGGCUCUGCUCGCCCUCCUACGUCGCGUUCGCGUCCUUCUCCCCCAGGGAUGUUGAUGACGGCGGCGGCGGCAGCUUUUCCACCGCAGACCAGCUGGAGAUGGUCACCGAGCUGCUGGGAGGAGAUAUGGUGAACCAGAGCUUCAUCUGCGACCCGGACGACGAGACGUUUAUCAAAAACAUCAUCAUCCAGGACUGUAUGUGGAGCGGCUUCUCUGCCGCCGCCAAGCUUGUCUCCGAGAAGCUGGCCUCCUACCAGGCUGCGCGAAAAGACGGCGGCGGCCGCAGCCCCGCCCGAGGGCACGGCGCCUGCUCCACCUCCAGCCUGUACCUGCAGGACCUGAGCGCAGCCGCCUCUGAAUGCAUCGACCCCUCCGUGGUCUUCCCCUACCCCCUCAACGACAGCAGCUCGCCCAAGCCCUGCUCCUCCCCUGACUCCACCGCCUUCUCCCCGUCCUCAGACUCGCUGCUCUCCUCUGCCUCCUCCUCCCCACGGGCCACCCCCGACCCCCUGGCCCACCACGAAGACACACCACCCACCACCAGCAGCGACUCUGAGGAAGAACAAGAAGAUGAGGAGGAAAUUGACGUUGUUUCCGUGGAAAAGAGGCAGCCCCCUUCCAAAAGGUCAGAAUCGGGGUCACCCUCUGCCGGAAGUCACAGCAAACCUCCUCACAGCCCACUGGUCCUCAAGAGAUGCCACGUGUCUACCCAUCAGCACAAUUACGCGGCACCCCCAUCCACUAGGAAGGACUAUCCCCCUGCCAAGAGGGCCAAGUUGGACAGUGGCAGAGUCCUGAAACAGAUCAGCAACAACCGCAAAUGCUCCAGCCCCAGGUCCUCCGACACGGAGGAGAACGACAAGAGGCGGACGCACAACGUGCUGGAGCGCCAGAGGAGAAACGAGCUGAAGCGCAGCUUUUUCGCCCUGCGAGACCAGAUCCCGGAGUUGGAAAACAACGAAAAAGCCCCCAAGGUAGUCAUCCUUAAAAAAGCCACCGCCUACAUCCUGGCCAUCCAAGCAGAGGAGCAAAAGCUCAUUUCAGAAAAGGACGUAUUGCGGAAACGGCGGGAACAGUUGAAACACAAACUUGAACAGCUACGGAACUCCUGUGCGUAAAAGUGGACCUCCUGGAGGGAGGAACUAGAAUCACUUAUGACUUCUCAGUUGUUACUAAGAGAAAGUAAGGAAAAAGGUUCCUUCUGACAAGAAGGCAGAAUUUAUCAUGUCUGAACUCCCCCUCCCCCUCCCCCCCCAAAUGCAUGGUAAAGUGCAACCGCACAACCGUGGCUGGGUCUUAGGACUGAAAGGCGUAGCCAUAAUGUAAACUGCCUCAAAAUGGAACAUUGGGCAUAAAAGAACUUUUUUUAUGCUUGCCAUCUUUUCUCCCCCCCCCUUUAACAAAUUUGUAUUUAAGAAUUGUUUUUUUUAAAAAAAUCUUAAAAUUUCCUUUGUAAAUACGGCCAUCAAAUGUAAAUAACUUUAAUAAAACGUUUAUAAGUAGUUAUACAAGAUUACAAACGUAUGUGUAUUAUAAACCAUAAUUUUUUUAUUUAAAUACAUUUUCCUUUUUAAAAUUGAUUUUUUUUAUUGUUUUUAGAAAAAAAUAAAAUAU